AAACAGACGUGCUGCUACUCUAGUUCUAUAGGCGUUCACUUUCACUUUCACUUCACCGUCGCUCUUUUGAGCAGUCUCAAGUGUCUUGACUCUUUACCACUCGAGAGACCUUUAACUUGAAGCCUCGACUGGAAUAUCUUCCUUUUUCUUUUUCUGGGUUUAAGUUUUGUAUCUUUUGUGUUUCCUUUUCUGGGUUUGGAUAGGGUACACUGUUUCUGGUGUGGUAUCGGUGGAAAUCCUGUUCUCUCUGUUGGGUUAGGCUUUUCUUGAGAGUGAACCUGGAGGGUUCAUCUUCAAUCCAUUACUUGUUCAAGUUGUCGAUGAUUGAGGAUUUUAGGAUUGCUUGAUAUUCCCCCUCGACGCCCUGUUAAGAGUUUCGUUGCAAGUGACCACGCCCCCAGCUCCCAGCUUCAAACUCUUUGAAACCAAAAUCCGCCAUGGAAAGCACUUCUGACAGUCACCUCGUUGAGACUCGGAGGGUCGUCGAGGGACUCGUCAGCCGGAUGGAUGAGCGGUCGGUGAUUGAGCUACGGUUACAAAGCCAACCCAGCAGGGGAGAGGCUUGCAUCUUCCGGAGUGAUCGCGUCGCGAAGGGCCUGUGGCCCUGUCCUCGGAUUGUCUCCAUCGGGCCCUUGAGUGACUGCCUAAUCAAGACGGAGGAGCAAAAAUGGAGGUACCUCACUUCCUCGUUGAGCGAUAAUAAAUAUAUAGCCUUAGAGGACAUUGUCACCAGCAUACGCCCACUUGAAACGAAAGCCAGAAAGUGUUAUGAAUCUGAUGACUGGGAACACGACAUGGAAUCCGUUGAUUUCCUCCAAGGUUUGGUUCUUGACGGUUGUUUUAUAAUAGAAUUGUUUCUCAGGGUUAAUUCUUUGAAACAGUUCGAAGCCGACGACCCUCUUUCCAGGAUGUUAUGGACAUCUCCAGAUCUCUACGGGGAUCUUCUUCUGCUCCACAAUCAGAUCCCCUUCUUCGUUCUGGAGAAGUUGUACGACACUUCCGUUUACAGCAAGUACCGCGAGCCGUUGCCCUUUCUCGCUAUGCGAUUCUUCAACAAGGUGUUGCGCCGGCCUCAGAAGGUUAUAGAUAGAUAUCGCAAUUUCAAAGAUAGCUGUUUGCAUUUGCUGGACUUGGUUCGGUCAAGUUUUAUCCCACCCGAACAAGAGCAGCCACGGAAGAAGGGCAGCGGACGGGACCUCCGUAUUAUUCCCUGCAUCUCGAAGCUCGUCCGUUCGGGAAUUAAGGUCAAUCCGGUCAAAGAGGACAGCUUCUUAUCGGUGAGAUUCAAGCGCGGAGUGAUUGAGAUGCCCGACAUAAGCGUCGACGAUUUCAUGAUCAGUUUGUUGAUUAACUGCGUCGUUUUCGAGGAGGAACGCAACAACACCACCAAGCACUUCAUGUCGUACGCUCAUUUCUUGAAUUGCCUUGUGAACAGUGACAAGGACGUCGAGUACCUUAGCGAACGCAGAGUACUCGACAAUUACGUUGGGUCCGACGGCGAUCUUGAGAAAUACGUCAGCCACUUGGGCAGGGCCUUGUUGUUUGGUUUUGAUCAGUUUUAUCUGUCCAAUUUGUUCAAUGGCGUGGAGGACUAUUAUAGGAAGGACUUCAAUUGGCAGUGGGCGAGCUUCAAGAGUACGUAUUUUAACACGCCAUGGACGUUCAUCUCAGCAAUGGCUGGCUUUGUGCUCCUAGUGCUCACGUUUUUGCAGACCUUCUACACCAUCUAUGCCUAUGUGCAUCCUAAAACCUAAACUCUCCCCUUCGCUCCACCUCCCACUGCACUCGGUACAAGUUCUUGUAGUGAUCUGUUAGGCAAAUUUCAACUUGUUGUAAACAGGCCGCCAUUGCCAAGGGGUUAGCUCAGCGCACGCAGGGCAAACAUGAAGUGAAACUGGAUAUGCUGCAAGAAGAUGCCAAAUUCGUGGAUGCAUAUGCUAUUUGUGUUUUGAUUUUCUCUACAAAUUCUCGUCAUUAAGUUAUGACAAGUCAAAAGGCUGACCAUGGUGAAACGCAAGAAGCCGGAUCCCCCAAUGGUCAAAGAGGUCCCGAAGAGUCCUGAGCGCUUAGCGGAGCCAUCUUUGGAAGAAAGGCUAGAAGCGGCUGACCAAUUCAUCUGUGAAGUGCUUAAGUUGUUUGAGGACCUGCAGAAAAUUAUCAAUCAGGACAAGGCAAAAUAGAGAAGGCCUUAUAUAAUUUUUUUUUUAGAAGAAACAUGGAAAUUUCUUAAGAAGGAAAAGGGCUAUAGAUUUUUUUGCCCUCUUGUAUUUUGGAUGUUUAAAUAAUGAAGUUGUUUUGGGAUAUUUAAUGGUACCAUGAAAUGAUUUUGGUAAGUU
This is a messenger RNA of Juglans regia (Persian walnut), 2336 nucleotides long. RefSeq names its product UPF0481 protein At3g47200-like. The record is from RefSeq and is a predicted model, not a curated record. NCBI's taxonomy places the organism in Eukaryota, Viridiplantae, Streptophyta, Magnoliopsida, Fagales, Juglandaceae. The transcript has 2 exons. Bases 438 to 1754 code for a protein of 438 amino acids.